Messenger RNA from Dufourea novaeangliae, 1562 nucleotides. RefSeq names its product protein odr-4 homolog. The record is from RefSeq and is a predicted model, not a curated record. The coding region runs from base 177 to 1562 and encodes 461 amino acids. The transcript is spliced from 10 exons. NCBI's taxonomy places the organism in Eukaryota, Metazoa, Arthropoda, Insecta, Hymenoptera, Halictidae. Gene Ontology annotation, cellular component: endomembrane system. Gene Ontology annotation, biological process: intracellular protein localization.
GAAGAAUGACAUAUUUAUUUAUCACAAGCAACUUUUGUGUUGGGUAUCAAGUGGCCCCAGCCAGCCAGCGACAGCCCUUUCGGCACCUUUCACAGACGCAGUGGACUGCAGUGGACACAGUGGGAUACAGUUCAGACUGUUCAGACCAGACCGAUCAGUCCAACGUGUCGUAAAUAAUGGGGCGAACUGUGUACGCGGAAGAACAUCUUCACAGUUAUUUGACAUCAUUAGCGAAACCGGAUGAAUACACGAUAGGAUUAAUUUUGGGACAGAGUGCAGGUCAAAAGGAUUAUAUUGUACAUUUAGCAAAAACUCCACCUCCACUUGGAAAAAAUGUUGUGGAAGAAACAUUGAUCAGUUCUACAAUGAACACACAAAAUACUGCUGAAAGUUACAUUAAAUCUGUGAGGGAUAUACCUGAGAGUUGGGUCGCUGAUCAUGCUAAGCAUGUUACCAGAAUGUUACCUGGUGGAAUGCGAGUUCUUGGUGCAUUCAUUGUUGGUCCUGAUGAUGCUAUAAAUGAUAAUAUAAACAUACAAAAGUUCAGAUCCAUUCUCAUGGCAAUUCACAGAAAUUUAUCUCAAAACAAAUACCUCUGUGGAAACAAUAAUGAGGAGCAUCUUAUUUUAAACCUAAACAGCGUUACACAAAAAUAUAUUUGUAAGUCUGUAGAAACCAGUAAGACUGGAAUGGUGAAGCCAGCAGAAUGGAAGUUACAAGGAAAAGCUACAAAAUGGCAUCAGUUGGAGGCUCUUGUGGAUUUUGAUCAGUUAUUUCUCAUUGCUGCGGAUAAAGUCCCUGAAACUCUUAAGAAACAGCUACAAGAUAUUAUAAAAAACAUGUCAAACAUUAUUGAAUCUUCUCUGCUUGUUAUUGAAGGAGAAGUAAGAUCCCCCGAUGAUUCAUUGGAAAUCAUUACCAAAAGUAAAGAGCAAGAAAAGGGACGUAAAAACAAUGAGAAGGACACUAAUGAUAAAAUAAUUCAAAUUAACUUGUAUAUCCCAUGUCAAGAAAAAAAUAUUAACUUCGAUGUGAGAAUAACACCUUGCAAUGCAUCGAUACGUCUUGUCGGUCAAUUAAUGAGCAGAACUUUCGUUCAUCAAAAAGCAAAUGUCGAGGAAGCUAAUAUGGCGGUGAAGCAAGAUAUAAUAAGAUCACUGGCAAGUAGACUAGAGAUGCAUUGGGAUAGUUUAAUUGAAGAAGAAAGUGGUUCUCCAGAAGAAAAUAUAACAUUACAUGAACCACCAAGAAGAAUGUUGAUAGCGUUACCAGAAAGUAAAGUAACAUUGUCAGACUAUCUCUUUCCUGGCGAAGGUCCUCAAGAAGCACUGUUCUCAUUGCAAGAACUUUUAGAUUUAGAAGUUCAAGAAAGUAAUAUUCAAAAAGAUAUAGAGCUUCAAGCUGAUCCUACUGAGUUCUACAGUCAAAGUGAUGUGGGCAUAAAGCCAGUAGAUUUUGGCAAAGAUUCAUCUGACAACCAACAAGUGAGAGUACACAUUACAAGUGGCAGUAUUGCAAUUAUAAUUCUGAUUAUUGCUGUCAUAAUACUCAAUUUAUAUUAA